AAUCCGCGGUCGAUAGAUGGCGCAGUUUAUUGUUGAUUCCGUUCAAAAUGGCAGCCUGUAAUGGGCACUGCGGGGUAAUAUUGUUCAAUUCCCCACGAUAAAUAAGCCCAUGUAAAGUUAACUGGCCGCGGUGCAUAUGCGAGUACUAAGUCUAGGGUGCAUCCGGAAUGUACACUUUUCCUCGAAUGGUUGAAUCAUGUGAGCGCAAUCAUAGUGCCAGCCGAUCGUGUGUCGUGCAUUGGCCAAGUUUGUGUAGCCAUAUUUAUUGUGUUAUUCGGCAAGACAUUAUAUCUUGCACACCGGCAAAUGUAAUUAAUAGCCAAGACAUAUGACUGUUUGUUAUUGAAGGUAAAGCCGUUGUUUUCAGCAUUUGCCUUCGGCAAAGAAUGUGGCGAUUUUGUUAUCACAAAUGGAAUGCGGCUGCAUAUGUAUAAAACAUUUAAGGACUUUAGUACAAUAGGAUAUGAAAAGACGCUACAUUGAGUUCUCUCUGGUUCUUCAAAAGCGGCGCACAUUUUUUGUUAGUUUCUUUCUAUACCGCUAUUCCUAUGAUUUCUAUACGGUGAAGCUCGUGCAAUAUAUUAAACUUCAUGUCUGAUUCUCUUGUUAUCCUUGGUAACAUACAUUGUGCUGUGCAAUAAGAAUUUUAAAAAGUGAAAAAAGAUGGAGGAACUUAUAUUAUAUCAUAUUGUCAAUCUUAAUUAUUGGAUGAAGGUUUAUAAACCAUAUAUACAGUGAAAAAAUUUUUGGUGGCUUUUUCUAUCUAUUUACAAGAAAUGGAUGUACAAAAGUUUUGACAGAAAGUUGUGUUAUGAAUAUCGAAAGCUUUAUGUAUAACAUUUGUACAUACAAAAGCCUGCUAUACGUGGAUCAAGCAGGCUAGGCACUCUUGUGCCAAGCUUGGGUAAUGGAUCCCGUUCGUCCAUGGUAUGCAUCGUAUAAUCGUCUCGCUGCAAGUAAUGCUACCAGUACGUUUCAAGCAAAUUCAAGCACAAACAGUGAUUUUGUACCUCAUCACUUAGCAGCAACUGCUACUCAAGCUGUUCCUUCAACAACAACGUCACAAUUACUUUUACAAGCAGCUCAUACAACUGCAACUCUGGCGGGACAGCCUUCUCCAUUUAACCCAGGGGGAUUUUUGUCUCCACCCCCUGUGGGAUAUGAUGUCUUCACACCUUUAUUUCAUCAUACUAAUCCAAAACAAGCACAUUAUGUUACUCAACAUAGACAAGCUCUUGCUCAAGCACAAGUGUCAGUAACGAAACAAAAUACUACAACAGAAUCUGAUAUUCCUGUGUUAAGAGAAAAUUAUAGUUCAGCACAUCAACCAACAUUUUUUGAACAUCAGGGUGCAGCAACAUCACCUACAACAUCUACAUUGGCUUGGACUCAUCAGAACAACGCACAAUUACCUAGUCCAUUUGGUAUUUUGCCUCAUGAAAGUGUUGUUCCUUCAUCUCCAGGACCAUCUACCACGAAACCUAGUGGUGUUUAUGAAAAUACGUUCAAUUCUCAGUUUGCUACAACACAAACUAUAAACAAUCUAAAUUCUCAAUUGUCUACAUCUUCUGUUUCUGCUGCAGAGUUUAAAUCAUCCAAUUUUCCAGAUAAUAAGAAAACAGUAAAUGUAAGGCCUCAAUCACCAGCAGUAAGUGUGAAAUCUGUAGUUUCUACAUCACAAACAAACAACAAUCAAAAUUUUUUUCAAUCAGUACCUACUACAUUUAAUUCUGAAACAUUAGCAAAUAAUUAUUCUACUGGCAAUGGAAGUCAAACUUCAAAUGGGAAAGUACAACCUAUCCUUCAACAUCAACAAUCCUGCAUUGUUUCAACUACAAAUAAUACAACCAAUAAAGAGUACAGGAUUCCUCAACCACCUUCUAGGUCAAUUGCAACAACUAUAUUUUUAAAUACAUCUGUCAGAUCUGUGUCUUCGCAAGUACAAGAUAAACAGUCUACACGAAAUUUUGCUUCACCUCCAAAUAAAGCAACUUCUUCAUCUCAACAAAAUAUUCAAACUAAAGCACAGACAAAAAUAUAUCCAGAAUUAAGUACACACAGUAGUGAACAUAGACGAAACGAACAAACCUCUCAUGAUAAUACUCAAUCAUCUCCUAUCAGCUUUUCUAUUAUGGAUUCACGUGGUUUGAACUAUACUGCUGGAAAUAACACAAAUUGUACAAACACCAGUGGAAAACUUAAUAAUAAUAAUCAAAGAACUCAAUCAAACAGUAAUUUACAGACUCAUUCUCAACAAUCACAACAGCAACAACAGCAAUUUCAUGUUUUAACUCAACAACAGCAGCAGCAGCAACAACAACAACAGACAUCAUACAGACAUUAUAUAACAGGAUCUACUACUGAGUCUGAAUAUCAUCAUUCAGGAAGAGCAAAAUCUGCAACUUCUACUGAUUCUACUUAUUCUUCUAACAAUGCAACACAAAAUGGACCUGACUGUAGCGUUGUUGUGCCAAGAAGACCAAGUCCAUUGCAAGCACAUUCACAAGCAAGUCCAUUAGGACAUGUUCCAAGCCCUGCUUAUCCUAUGUAUAAUAGUCCAAUGGCUACCAUCUCUUCUCCUUCACCUUUACAACAACAUACAGAAAGUGGAAAUCAAUGUGCAAGUGGACCAUCAUACAAAGGAAGUGUUCAACAACAAGUCACACCACCAUCACCAUUAGAUGUUACUGUACCACGACCUGCGUCGCAAGGUCAGGUUGUUUAUUCAUCUGUUAUUACAAGGGCCUUAGGUACUGCUGAAAAUAAAACCAAUUACAGUGACAGUAAAAAUUAUGAUAGACAGCAACAAGAUUUUUCACAAACCCAGAAACAAGUUUGCUGGGAAAAUGAUAAUCGGCAACCAAACAAUAAUAGAAAAUUUUCCGUUACUCUAUAUACUGGAGGAAAUUCCGAAGUAAACCCUCAAACAUUGCCAGUUCAACAAGUACAACGAGUCGUAAAUGUUUCUGAUAGACAACAAUCAUAUUUUGAUUCCAAUCAAGUGACUCUACAAGAUUUAAGUAGCUGUAGAGGAGAUCCCAUGAGUAUAGUAAAGAAUUUGCAGACGUUACAAGGUUCUUGUCAAGUACAACAGCAACAAACUACUGUGUCUGUUACUCCAACAGAACAACAAAAACAAGUGGAAGAACGACGGAAAGUAGAUACGACAAACAAAAAAAGAAGAAAUUUAGAAAAAGUUGGACAUAAUUCUUUAAAUGAAAUGACUGGAACAACAACAAUGACAGAAUACUUAAGUAGGAUACCACCACCUGCACAUCAUAAUACAAAUCAACAACAACAGAAUGGUUAUUUUGACUUUGAAAGAUGGAAUUUACCUCCACCCCCUGCUAAAAUGUUUCCUGGUGCGUCGGGUGCUUUCAGUUCACAAUCAACUUUACAUCAUUCAAAUAAUUUUGUUGGCACUCCAGCGCAUCAACAUCAAUCGCUGAUGGUGUCCCAUCAUCAUGCCCCGCCUCCUAUUCCAUAUUUCCCUGCUUUUCAUAUUCCACCAAGCCAUCAUCAUUCACACGAAUUUCAAUCUUCUGUUGAGAUUACUCCUAUUGGUUUUGCUGAAAAUGCAGCAAACCAAAAUGCUAAUUUUAAUCAAGAUAUCAGAGAUGAUCAACCUAAAGUAAUUGUUCCUAACAUCGAAGAAGAGCUAGGUUUUUUACAACAAAAUCAGCAACCAGUACAAAAUGUGAACAUUUUAAAUAAAGAUUUUAAACGAUCAAAUAAAGACCCUAAUUCAGGAUUUAUGACAAGUUAUUUGAAAUUUUUACAAGGUGAAAGAGAACCUUCACCUCCGCCUGCAAUACGUGGUGGUAGAAAAGCAACUUGGAGUAGGUCAAAGCCUUAUAUUCCUAUAGAACCUAAUAAGUCGAUAGAAAAUUCGACAAAUGGAGAAGCAGUGAAAACACAGUUAGAGAAACCACCUCCACCUAAAGAAACACCAGUAAUUGAUUAUACUAACGAUCCACGAUAUUUUCCGUUACCUAAAGAGCGAAAGAAACAAAAUUUUGAUUCAAGCGAUGAUGGCUUUACUAGCGAUGACGAUUUUCUAUUUCCUCCUAAAAAGUCAGAUAAGAAAGUAACAAAUAUGAAUACUUCCAAUAUAACAGAAGUAACAACUAUGAAAUCGGAAGGUAAAUCUAAGAAAGGGAGACCAAUUAAGCCUGGAGGACCAACAGAUAGAAAAAGAAGAGCUGCAGCAGCAGCUGCUGCAGCAGAGGCAACUAUCAGUACAUCUAGUAAAGCUUCUAAAAAACAUGAAGAAGUAGAUCCUUUACUUUUACCUCCGAGGCGUGAAACGUCUAGAAGAAAAGCAAAAGAGAAGACCUCGGUAAAACAAUUUUUGGAUCGACAACAGGGUAUAGAUUAUUUUGAUAAUGAUGAAGAACAGGGAGAUUCUGAUUCUGAUCCUGCUUGGACACCAGCUGUAAAAUUGGUUGGAGAUGAAGAAGAGAAAAAGAAAAAACGUGGGAGACCUGUCAUUACUAAAAAAAGUAGAAAAGUUUUGGAAGAAGAUGAAUACUCUCCUGAUUUUGUUAUUUCAAAGAAAUCAAGUAGGAAAAAACACGAAACACCAUCAAAAACUUCUAAUGUUACUGGAAAGCUAUCUUGUAAGAUAGAUGAAAAACUUUUGGCAUCUAUCAGUGAUGAAGAUAUUGAUAUCUCACCAUUUAAGCAUUCCGAGGAUGAAUUAGAUGAUGUGUCGGGAGAAUUUGUUGUAAUCAAGACAGAUUUAGAUGAAGAAUAUCCUCCACUUUGGAGAAUAGAUGGCAAAACAUUACUGCAAAAAUAUGAGCCAUUUAAAUCUAAUGGCAAGACUUUAUAUAGAAACAUAUCUACGUACUCGGGUUGGGCACCGCAAAAUCGACAUAUAUAUCAACAAGUUCCAGUAAAGUUUUGGCAACAAAGCAAAACAGAAACUAUAGUAGAGUUUCUAAGAGAUGAAAUGAUUAUUGAUGAUAACGAAUGUAUUGACAAAUCUAUGAAAGAUACUGAAAAAUAUCAAGAUAAUUUUGAAGUGUAUAUUCAAACAUUGAUUUCGCAAGCUUUAGAUUCUAAUUUUCUUACAGAAAUAUUUCAAGAACAAGAUGAUUAUUUCUUAUCGAACGUUAAGACUGUUGAUGAAGUAACAGAAGAAAGAAAACAACGGCUUCUGUCUACAACGAAAUGGCGGUCAAAUGUUAUAAAUGCAAUAUCAACCUGGCCAUGUCUUAACGUUCUGAAAGAUUUACCAUUUAUGGAAUAUAAAGGAAAGUCAUGUGCUGGUUGUCAGCAGCCUAAAAUUCACGCCAGAGUUCUAUUAUAUGGUCAACCAUAUAAUGCAACUACAUUGGAAGGUUCUCCUCCUGAUCCAAGGAUACCUCAAGAAAAGGAUUUUUUAUUAUGUCGAGUAUGUCAAGCAAAAAUAGCCCUAUACAAUAAAGUGGCACAUCAAAAGUAUUUGAUGUUCUUGGAAUGUGCAAGAAGAGUAGCAGAUAAGAGAGUAGCAGAUCCUCAUAAAGAUACCACAAUAAUAUUGAACGAAUUAUUAGCAGAUGAAACAUGGUUAAAUCAAUUAUUUAAAGAAGUUAGAACAAUCUGGGCAGAAAUAGAUAAUUUAGAACAUCAAGCAAAAAUGAAAUCUAGUUCAAAAUCAUCAACAUUAUCUUCUACGGCAAAUAGUGCAGAGGAAGUGAAUGAAAAUGUUUCAAUAACACAGCCAACUGAAAUGAUUGCUAAUAUUUCGGAUUCACAGGUGCCUACACAUAAAAUCGAGGAGAGUUCUGAAACAGUGUCUUGCGACGUGCAGAUGAGCAGUAUACCAUCUUAGUGGUGCUAUAUUAAUCGAAAUUGGUUCUGUUUCAUAGAGUACGUAAAGAUCAUCAAACAUUUAGUGGUAUAUUGAUUUAAUGGAUAUGAUGUUAAUACCAGUCUUGAGACCAAACAAUUAAAUAUUGUAUUUUGAGGAUGCUAAAUUUAAAUUGAGUUAAUACAAUACGUUGUGACAAAGGGUGAAGUUAAAUAAUAAUGUGUAAUCAAGAAAUUGUAGUUAUAGUGAUAAGUAGUGAACGGUGAGGUAAGUAAAAAGGUGAUUUAUAUAUAAAUAUCAGGCAUAUGUAAAAUAUUCAUCCUCGCGUAAAAAUUAGAAGUGAGCCCAAACUUUGCCAUUGUAAUAGCAUGAUAAUAGAGAUUUACGAAUGUUUGUGUGCAUAGACAUUUAGUUCUAGCAUUUGUAUCGUGAUAAUUUUGUAUAAUAUCGAGGUCUGAUACGUUAAGAUCUGAAAAAGAAAGACGAAAGACAAAUGAUUUUAAAAUAUAAAGCGUUAAGGCAUAUAAAACACCUCAUGACCUUCUGUAAUAUAUUUACAUACAUCACACUCUCUUUAUCCUUGAAGGUCUAUUUACUGCGAAGUGCAGAAAACUGUUAUACCUGUUUGUUCCUCUAAUUGUAACUUCUAAAUUCAUUGUGCAUUUUCUUUAUAAAGUAGCAUACAUCUAUUCUUUUAUAAUGAUUUAACAAAUAUAAACGAUAUUUAUAUGCAUGUUAAUUUGUAUAUAAACAAUUCGUGCAACUAUAAAAUUUACAUAUUAAAAAUGUUCAGAAGUGUUCCGAGUUAACAUUCUUUUAAUAAAACAUUUCAUGGCGAAUGCAAUAUUUUGAAAGUAUGCGUUUUCUUAUUAGAAAACAUUAAAUACUUUGUAGAACAUUUGUAUAUAAAAAUACUUUCAAUAAGAUUAGAAAUACGUCCUAUGCACUUCUGGUUCAUUAUAUGUUGACAUGCAAAUUUUAUAAACUACGUGUAUUAUAUCUUCCAUUGUAACGGCUUAAUAAUUCAGUAGCAAAUUCUAAGUUCUUCCACCUUGAAAACUUUUAAAAAGUGAUUCCAUUCUCAUUUUAUAAAGUAUGAAACAAAAUAUUAACAUCACUUUAGAUUAUUUAUUUUUGUGAAUAAUCUUGUGACUUUAGCAACAUGCGCAUAUUAUGUAUGAAACACGAAUGAAUGAUGUUGCAUAAAAAAAAAUGUAUCUAUUUUCAUAGAAAUUCUGGUAAUAUCAGUGAUUUAAAGUCUCUGAUCUAAUGAUCAAAAUUACAUUUUUUACUACUUAUUCUAUAAUCAGAAUUUAUAUCAUAUCUUCCUUUUCAAAUCUUACACAAUAAUUAAUGAAAGGUAAAUAAAUUGUUAAUAAAGAGCAUAUAAAUUUCAAUCAAAAUUUGUUUCUUUCAUCAUUUAGAAGCGUCUAAAUCUACAAUGCAUUUCUUAAAAUCUUGUAACUAAAAUAGAUUUUUAUUUUGUUAAGUAAUUAAUAAUAGAAUUCUUGCAACAAAUUUUAUUUCGUUAGAAUAUUAUUAAAAAUUUUAAAAUAUAAGUAUAAUUUUGUCAUUAAGGACGCUUCUACAAACGUUUAUGAAUAAGUGAUAGAAAAUUAAGAAUAAUUUAAAGUAAUAACUUUCUGUAUAUUAAUUGUUAUAUUCUAAAUUAUAUUAUUAUUAUGUUAAAAUAAUUAUUGUCUCAUUUUUAUUAUAGCGACUAUUAUUAUUAUUGUUUAAAUCUUAAGAUUCUAAGUUUCCAAUCUGUUUUUAGCUUUGUUAAGAAAAUGAAAAAAAAUAUUCUCUAAAAAUGAGAGUGGUGAUAUGCGUGUGUGGCGCGAUGUAUUUUUUAAAGACGAUAUAUCAAAUUAUAUUUGUAAAUUAUAAAAAUAUGAUGGUAAGAACAAAGAGGGAGAUGGUGACUGCUAUGAUAAAGCUAUAGAAUUUUAGACAUCUUUCGUAUGCUAUAAUAAAUUGAAGUUAUUGUAUUAGCGAUUAUCGUCGGGUUACCGAGUUGUAUCAUAAAUUAUUGGAGAAAACUAUUAACUUGAAAGCUAAAAAAAUGCGGGCAUUUGGUCGUCAACGCAAUAACAAUAAAGAAAUGUAUGCAGUUACAAAAUAUUUUCUUUUUAGCAAAUGUGCCAUGCAAUAUUUCAUAUUGAUAAACAAGCUAGUGUUAUAUAUAUACAUAUACUUGGCUACUGUACAAGAUAUUUUAAUUGAUAACAUCUUAUUUGAUUUAAUUGAAAAAAUAUUGUAAAUUAGUUUUACAGAAGUAACAAAAAAUUAUAAACUAAUAUAUAUAUAUAUACAUAACACUAGCUAAAAAACGUCAUUACCAACAGUGUAGAAGUUAAUAUUGUUAUAUUGUAUUCUUUUUUUAAACAAAGAAGUGUAUGUUUAUUUUUUUCCAAUUGUAAACUUCUUAGUUCUUAAAUCAUGAUAAAACUCAAAACAUAGUUUCUUAAUCAUGAGAUUACAGUAUUUCUGUUACUAUGAUUUAAAAAAGAAGAUAUGAUUAAAAGAAUAGUGAAACAUUACUUGAA
Frieseomelitta varia is the source of this 8343-nucleotide messenger RNA. RefSeq lists its product as uncharacterized. Bases 908 to 5818 code for a protein of 1636 amino acids. NCBI's taxonomy places the organism in Eukaryota, Metazoa, Arthropoda, Insecta, Hymenoptera, Apidae. The transcript is spliced from 10 exons. Gene Ontology annotation, cellular component: nucleus. The record is from RefSeq and is a predicted model, not a curated record.